AUGUCACAACCAGAAAGCAAUGAUGCCCACGAUCAAGAAAAAGGCCCUGAUACCACGCUAGCAGAUAAUGAGCUAGCUAACUACGCACAACGACCUGCUUGUUUCAGCUCGACUAUCCAAGAAUGCUUAUUCGUGUUGACAGCCACAAUGGCCAUCGGACAACAAUCGUUUUUCCAGGGCAGCAUUGUCGGUGUGACUGCAUCAAUUGGAGCGGAUCUGCACAUGAACUCAGCAGAAAUUACGUGGAUUAAUGCAGGAGCCUCACUAAGCAGCGGUGCUUUCCUCCUGACAUUCGGUAAACUCGCCGAUAUGUUUGGCCGCAAGGUUCUUUUCAUUAUCGGCAUGGCUGGAUUUUCCAUAUCCCUUUUAAUCGCUGGCUUUGCUACAAAUGCUAUGUAUCUGGACGUUUUCUCGGGAAUCCUAGGUCUCUUCGCUGCUGCAGUAGUUCCACCUGCUGUAGGUGCGCUGGGUGCUGUGUAUGAGAAACCCUCCAAACGCAAGAACCGUGCCUUUGCUUGCUUCAGUGCUGGGAACCCGCUUGGAUUUGUGGGUGGUAUGAUCAUUUCGGGUGUCGCUUCCCACGAGUCCAACUGGCGCGCGUCGUUCUGGGCUCUUGCUGUUGUUUACGCCAUUUUUACGGUCUUGACGGUUUGGACUGUGCCGGCGGAUACGUUCGCUAAAACACCUAUCAGUGUGGAGGCAUUUAGGAAGUUUGAUUUGUUGGGCACAGCUUUGAUAAUCGUUGGGUUUGCAUUUUUCUCUAGCUCGAUGUCAUUGGCCGGAGAUGCACCCGAUGGUUGGAAAACAGGCUAUGUACUCGCCUUGUUCAUCGUCGGAUUUUUCUUGAUAGGAGCAUUCAUAUACUGGGAGUCUAUCGCAAAAUAUCCUCUGAUGCCGAUAUGGGUGUGGAAAGAUCGGAACUUCUCCCUGCUUAUGGGAAUUUUCUGUCUUGGUUUCAUGGGUUUCGCUGCUGUGACUUUUUGGCUCUCCCUCUACCUCCAACAAGUCAAGCAUCUUUCUGCACUCGCGAUUACCGCAAGGUUAAUGCCGAUGGUUGUCAGUGGUGUCACAGUAAACAUCAUUUGCGCAUUAGUCCUUCACCGUGUCAGCAACACAAUAUUGACCGGCAUCGGAUCAUUGGCAUACACCGCUGCGUUCCUUAUAUUAAGCUUCAUGAAGGAAGACUCGAUUUAUUGGGCGUUUAUCUUCCCUGCCUUAAUACUUGUGGUCGUUGGCGCAGAUAUUCAAUUCAACGUUACCAACAUGUAUGUCAUGUCUUCGCUCCCUUCGCAUCAACAAUCUGUUGCCGGUGGAAUCUUCAAUACAGUUAGCAAGCUUUGCAACACCCUCGGACUUGGUAUUGCAACAUCUGUCGAAGGUGCGGUAGCUAAGUCGUCUACUUCGGCUAUUAGGCCUUAUCUCAGUACAUACUGGUUUGCUGCUGGAGCUGCUGGCAUAUCACUGCUUAUGGUGCCGUUUUUGACGCUGGGAACGCAAGGCGGAAUGCCAUCUGAGGCAGAUCAAAAUGGGUCUGGAGGGGAGGGUAGCAUUGACACAAGCGAUAUAAGGGCAAUAAUUGAGAGUGGUCCUGUAGCUCCGGGGACAGAGACAGUGCUCGAUACACCAGUUGUGGAGAAGCCCGCCGUGGAAAGUGGUCGUUAG
Messenger RNA from Penicillium angulare, 1662 nucleotides. RefSeq lists its product as uncharacterized. The record is from RefSeq and is a predicted model, not a curated record. Gene Ontology annotation, molecular function: transmembrane transporter activity. The transcript is spliced from 5 exons. Gene Ontology annotation, cellular component: membrane. Lineage: Eukaryota; Fungi; Ascomycota; Eurotiomycetes; Eurotiales; Aspergillaceae. Gene Ontology annotation, biological process: transmembrane transport. Bases 1 to 1662 code for a protein of 553 amino acids.